GGGGUGUGACAGGAGCACCGGGCGUGGCCGGCGUUGGAUGGAGCAGAGCGGGGCUGGGGUUCUUCAUUGCUCCGUGUAACUCGAGGCGGCCGCAGCGUUCCAGGCUGGUGUCUGCACCCGGGGAAAUCCGCGAGUUGCUCCGGAUUUGGAGCGGAGCUGGUCCCCAACGGGCUGCUGCCCUCUUGGCCCCGGGCUCCACCUUACUUGUCUCUCUACUAGGCUGAGCUGCCCAGGGGGAACGCAGGACGCGCCCUGUCUCUUGCAGUCCCUGCCCGCUCGCUUUCUGUCCACUGAUCCUCAGGAGCCAUGGCAAAGCUCUCAAGAGGGACUGUGAAGGACUUCCCUGGUUUUGAUGCCAGAACUGAUGCUGAGGCUCUCCGUAAGGCAAUGAAAGGAUUGGGUACCGAUGAAGAGGCUGUCCUGAAGAUCCUUACUAGCAGAAGCAAUGCUCAACGCCAACAAAUUGCAUCUGCUUUUAAAACCUUAUUUGGCAGGGAUCUUGUAGAUGACCUGAAAUCAGAACUGACUGGCAAAUUUGAAACCCUGAUGGUGGCUUUGAUGAGACCAGCACGACUUUUUGAUGCCCAUGAACUGAAGCAUGCCCUUAAGGGAGCAGGGACCAACGAGAAAGUGCUGACUGAAAUUCUUGCCUCCAGAACAACUGCAGAGCUGCGGAAUAUAAAACAAGUUUAUCUGGAAGAAUAUGAAUCCAACUUAGAAGAUCAUAUCACAGGAGACACAACAGGUUACUAUCAGAGGAUGCUAGUAGUCCUUGUUCAGGCUAAUAGAGACCCUGAUGGAAGAAUUGAUGAGGGUCUGGUUGAGCAAGAUGCUCAGGUCUUGUUUAAGGCUGGAGAGCUGAAAUGGGGAACUGAUGAAGAAAAGUUCAUCACCAUCUUGGGAACUCGAAGUAUCUGUCACCUAAGGAAGGUGUUUGACAGAUACAUGACUAUCUCUGGUUUUCAAAUUGAAGAAACCAUUGACCGUGAAACCUCUGGGGAUCUGGAGAAGCUGCUUCUGGCAAUUGUGAAAUGUGUCCGAAGCGUACCUGCUUAUUUUGCUGAAUCUCUCUUUUAUGCCAUGAAGGGAGCUGGCACUGAUGAUGAUACUUUGAUCAGAAUCAUGGUUUCGAGGAGUGAAAUUGAUCUGCUGGACAUUAGACGUGAAUUCAGAAAGAAUUUUGCGAAAUCGUUGCAUCAUAUGAUUCAGAAAGAUACAUCUGGGGACUUCAGGAAAGCACUCUUGCUCCUCUGCGGUGGAGAUGAUGAGUAACACUGUCAGUGAUAUGAAGGAUUCACUCCUCCUCCCCCCUUGCAGCCUCUCAGUUAGCAUGUCUAGCUAUAUUUUGCAUGUUAGCGCUUUAUAGCGGCUUACAGCCACACUAGUAUUCUAAUGGUUAAAAAGACCCAGUGAAAGUCUUGUUGUUGAAGUGAUAUGCAGUCUCUCUUCCUACCGGCAUCCAGGGAGAAGUCUGUCCAUCUCAGCCCCCAGGAGUUUAGGAAGUGUCUCUUAUGACUAUGUGAAUGUUCUCCUCUUCAUAGAAGAUGGAUUUUUGGCUUAAUGCACAAUUUUUUCUAGAUAUUUUGCUGAAGGAGAGAAAAUCCACACAUUCCAAGAAGAAUUGAAAUAAAAUUUUGUCUCUAACCUCUUUUUUUAACUUCAUUUAUAGUAACUCAUUUUAAUGGAAAUAUUAAGGUAGCUUUAAAAUUGUGAACUAAGGAAAAUUAUCCUUCAUGUGUAUUAAUAUAUAUUUGGUGCUAUUAGAAUGAAUCUGCUAAACAGCAAUGUGAGUUAUCAAUGGAAACAUAACAUACCAAUAAACUGUUCCUUCCCCAA
This is a messenger RNA of Chelonoidis abingdonii (Abingdon island giant tortoise), 1836 nucleotides long. The record is from RefSeq and is a predicted model, not a curated record. NCBI's taxonomy places the organism in Eukaryota, Metazoa, Chordata, Testudines, Testudinidae.